UUUCUCUCUCCUGCUGAGGGAGAGAGAAAGUUUCUUCUCUCUCCCUCAGUAGGAGUUUUUUUUUAUUUCUCUCUUGCCGUGGUACAAGCCCUCUUCCCCUGUUUGGGUUUUCUCUAAGUCUUUGUUGCCUUCAAGGUUCCCUCAGCAGCAUGGAUCAAGCUACCACUGGAGAACUUCUGCAUUUUCAUCUCACCACAUAUAAGGAUGAUGAAAGCUCCACUUCAGUCACGAGAUCGGACAUCCUUGAGGAGUGUGUGCGAGCCUUCAAGUCCACUCCAAGAUCUGCCUGGAAAAUGGGUUUGGAUCUAAGGGGGAUUUUUGAGAAGCUCUGUGCUGCUUGGGGAGGCGGGUCGGAGGACGAAAGAAGAGAGGAAGAUUCCGGCUUCCAGAUUCCAGUGGCUAUCAGUCCGGUGAGCAUGGAUACGGAGAAAGGCAGCUGUUCUUCUGUGCCGGUUUGCUCACCCUCCUCUGUUGCGCACUCACGGGUUUCCCAAUGGUCCUCUAAGGCCAAAAAUCGGUUUUGGGCUUUCCAAUGUUUCCUGCUCUGGCCCAAGGACUUCCCAGCCCGAAAACCACAUGUAAUAUCUCUCCUUUUAAUGAGCCCAUCACUAGAGCCCAAGAAAAAAGACCCCAAAAAUGUUAAUAUGCAAACUCAGAAAUCUGGGCUGUUGGGUUUAUUGAGGGGAGUGGCGUGUAAUUGUUUGUGAUUUUCUCUCAGUGUUUGUAUGCUCUCUCUACUGUGACUCUUUUCUAGUUGAAUGAAUA
Quercus lobata is the source of this 765-nucleotide messenger RNA. RefSeq lists its product as uncharacterized. The record is from RefSeq and is a predicted model, not a curated record. The transcript is spliced from 2 exons. NCBI's taxonomy places the organism in Eukaryota, Viridiplantae, Streptophyta, Magnoliopsida, Fagales, Fagaceae. The coding region runs from base 150 to 707 and encodes 185 amino acids.